CAGCCUGUUGACAAGAACUCAUGCAGUGGUGACUUCGGAGGACCGGUGUUGUACCAGACUCCAUCCGGAUACUACCAGGAAGUCGGCAUCAACUCGUACAAGAAUGGAGAGUGUCUCCCGAACUCGGGAAUCGUUGCCACCAAGACAGCCAAUUACGUGGACAACUUCAUCAAGAGCAACACCCAGGAUGCGCAAUGGUGCCCGGCGCCUUGAGACAUCCUUCCUAGCUGCCGAGAGUGUCUGCAUGCCCUCCCGACCUGAAGCUCGAAUCUCCGAAUGUCCUGUAUUCGUGCAUCCCUUCGUGUCGUCUCUUCUCUGGGAGGUGGCAGUGAAACGAAUCCCUUUUGUGAUUUUAUUAUUAUUGCAAUGAAGUCCUUCUGGAACUGCC
Molecule: messenger RNA, 388 nt
Organism: Darwinula stevensoni
Lineage: Eukaryota; Metazoa; Arthropoda; Ostracoda; Podocopida; Darwinulidae
Source: the annotation of a GenBank genome assembly